Messenger RNA from Adineta steineri, 2097 nucleotides. NCBI's taxonomy places the organism in Eukaryota, Metazoa, Rotifera, Eurotatoria, Adinetida, Adinetidae. The record is from the annotation of a GenBank genome assembly.
AUGAAAACGUCUGACACAAUAAUAGGUAAGAAUCGUUGUGUUACCUGUGAUAAAGAAAAGGCAACAUUGAGAUGUGGUGGAUGUUUACAAGAAUUUUGUUUCAAUCAUUUAACGGAUCAUCGACAAGAACUUAGAAAACAAUUAGAUGAUAUUAUAGCUACUCGUGAUGUCUUUCAACAAACUCUUAAUGAACAAAGGAAUGAUCUAGAAAAACAUGCACUGAUAGGAAAAAUUAAUGAAUGGGAACGUGUGUCGAUUAAAACAAUUCAACAAACAGCUGAAGAAGAAAGACAAAAAGUAUACAAGUAUGCUAGUGUACACAGGCGACAAAUUAAAUUUGAUCCGAACAAGUUGAGUGAGCAAUUGGGACAAAGUCGUGAAGAGAAUGAUAUUGAUGAUACAAAUAUUCGCGAUUGGAAUGAAGAAUUAAAUAGAUUAGCGAAACAACUCAUUAAACCAUUGUGUAUUAAGCUCGAAUUAGAUACUACACCACUUAUUAACGCUAUUUCUGUUAAUGUGACACCGAAACCACCAGCACCAUCUUCAAACUGGAAUAGCAAUCGUGGUAGUAGUUUUGGUUCACGAAGUAGCCGAGGCAGAAGCAGUGGUGGUUUUGGCUCACGAAAUAAUGAUAGUGGAGGUAGUGGUUUUAGUGGUCGAGGUGGACGUGGUGGAUCUGGUGUUGGUGGAGGAGGAUUUGGUUCAAAUAAUAAUGUUGAUUCUCACAGAUGCUAUAAAUGUAACCAAACUGGUCAUAUGAGUCGAGAAUGCCAGGAACCACGCAAAGAAAAUCGUAGUGAUCAUAGUUGCUUCAGUUCAAAUGGAAGUCGUGGUGGAUUCGAUUCAGAUGAUAGUGAUGAUCAUAAUAUUAAUUUCAUACCAGAAUCGAAUGAUGGACCUGCAUCUAGGUCUGUCAACUUUGGAAAUUCAAGAAAUCAAAAUAACAGUGACUCAAAGCCAUCAUUUGGUAAUUGGCGAAAGUCUGCAACAAGUAAUAGUAAUGAUUCAGAAGAUGUCAAGAAUAGCUCAACAUUCGGUAAAUCAGAAAGUCGUGGUGGCUUUAAUAGAAGAGGAGGAUUUCGAGGCGGUCGAGGCGGUGGUGGUGGUGGAUUUAGUUUAGGUGAUCGUGGUGGCCGUGGCGGUGAUAGUGGUGGUGGUAAUAGUGGAAAAUGUUACAAUUGUGAUCAAUUCGGUCAUCAAUCUCGUGAUUGUCCCGAAGAAAGAAAACCUCGUGAAGGUGGCAGUUCUAGCUUCUUUAGUGCCGGUGGUGGUGGUGAUGGUGCUGGUCGAAGAAGUGAUCGAGUAUCUGAUGAUAUUUUCGAUCAAGCGAGUGGUCGUGCUAAUGGUCAACCUACGGAACGUUAUAUUCCACCGCCUGCACCAACAUCAGAAGAUGAUAUUUUUGGUGAAGCAGUAUCAAAAGGUGAAAAUUUUGGAAAAUAUCAUCGAACACAAAUUCAAUGUACACCUGAGGGUAGCACUAAUGAAAAUAUAAUACAAAUAAUUGAAGAAGUUCGACUAGCAGAGAAAAAGGAUCGUCUUUUUCAAUUAUUGAAACAAAAUCUCAAAGAUGAACGUUGUUUAAUAUUUGUUGAAACAAAACGACACGCUCAGUAUAUAGCAGCAUUACUUUCACAAAAGGAAUUAAUAAGUACAACAAUGCAUGGUGAUCUAAUACAGAGACAACGUACUGAAGCUAUACAACAGUUUACUAAUGGCAAAUGUCCUAUUCUUGUGGCGACAUCAGUUGCUGCUCGCCGUUUAGAUUUUCCUUUGAUUAGUUAUGUUGUUAAUUAUGAUUUACCAAAUUCAAUUGAUCUUUAUACUCAUCAAAUUGGUCAUACUGAUCGUUUAGGCAAAUCUAUAUCAUUUUUUGAUCCAGAACGUGAUUCAGAUCGAACACUUGCUCCUGAACUUAUAUUAAAAUUAACUGAAGCUGGACAAGAAGUACCCGAUUUUCUUCGACAAUAUUCUGAUACUUCAAAUAGUGGAUUUGGUCAUGAUGGUUAUAGUGAACGAAAUACUAAUGUGGGAUAUGGAGCGACUGGAUUUGGUAGUAGAAACCUUACUGUUGCUGAUACAGAAGAGUGGGAUUAA